AGACAGCGCACACUGCGCACUGAGGGACGGGGCCGCGCACGGUGUGCGCGUUCCCGACUGGUGCGCACAGACAGACGCGCUGAGAGAGAGAGAGAGAGAGAGAGAGCAGCAGUGGAGAGCAAACGUCCUGAGAGCAGCUGAAGCGCCGUUAAGAUGCUGUGCGUCGCCUUGCUGUGCGUGUGCGCCGUCGCCUUUGGACGCGGUUCUGCUGGCUCCGAUAGCGGCAAUUUUUUGGACGACAAGUGGCUCGGAGGCAGAUGGGAUCAGUUUCGAGACGAAGUGGAGGAACCUGGAACCUGGACGUCAUCUAAAGUCUUUGAUCAAGGUCGAGAUCCAACCAAAGACCCCUGUCUGAAGAUCAAAUGCAGUCGACACAAGGUGUGUGUUGCUGAGGAUUAUAAGACUGCUAUUUGUGUGAGCCAGAGGAGAGUCAGUGUCAAAGAUGCCCGUCUAUUCCAGGGUCCACAGUCAAAGUGCAAACCGUGCCCAGUGGUUCACCCCGCCCCUGUGUGUGGGACUGAUGGAAGCAUCUACUCCAGCAAGUGCAAGUUAGAUUACAAGGCCUGCAUCACAGGAAAAAAGAUCGCUGUGAAGUGCUCUGGUAUGUGUCCUUGUCCUUCUGAGCCCAGACAGAGUUCUGCAGAGAAGAAAGUUUGCAGUGAUUUGGCCCUGAAGGAAGCGGUGAGUCGUCUGAGAGACUGGUUCCGAGUGCUGCACGACAACAGCAAUCAUAAGAAAGUCAGGAUCCAGAAACCAGAGAACAAGCUUGAUGCUGGGACAUCACCCAUAUGUAAGGAUCCUCUAGGCUGGAUGUUCUCCCGCUUGGAUACGAACUUUGACCUCCAAUUGGAUCACUCAGAGAUCAGGAGCCUGUACCUGGACCGGAACGAGCCGUGCUCUGAUGCCUUCUUCAAAUCAUGUGAUACACACACCAACAAAGUCAUAACCAGCACAGAGUGGUGCGCCUGCUUCCAGAGAUACACAGAUUCUCCGUGUAAAGCAGAGCUGUCCAGCAUCAGCAAAAAGCAGACGGGGAAGAAGCUGCUUGGUCAGUAUCUGCCGUCCUGUGAUGAUGAGGGCUACUACAGGUCCCACCAGUGUCACAGCAGCAGUGGACAGUGCUGGUGUGUGGAUCGCUAUGGCAACGAGGUGGCUGGCUCACGUACCCGUGGACCUGCAGACUGUGGUGUGAUUUUGGAGUCUUCUGGAGAUCUUGCCAGUGGAGAUUCGCUCUUCUCUGAAGAUGAUGAAGAUUCCUUUGUCCUCAGUGACCAGGCUGGGAUGGAUGAUGAGGAUGAUGAUGAUGACGAAGAUGAGGAAUAUCUGUCAUAAUUUUUAUAAAACAGACAACUGUUUGAUCAAACUGCACGUUUCAAGGUGACUUCCCAGGCAGAUACCUAAUUGUUCUAACAAGCCUAUGGACUACUCUGUGUGUUGUUUGUUUGUAUGUAAGGAAAAAAAAACUGGCGUAAGAUUAUGAUUUGUAUUGUUGUGUGAUAUUAUAUAUGUAUGAUUGGAUAAUGGCACUUAGUUGUGCAAUUGUGGAAUUGACAGACAACAAAUAUGACGAGGACUAAUGGAAAACCAAUCCUGGGCUUUGGACGUGGGCAUGUCUUCUCCUCAGCCCUGUGCUCCACUUGAACAGCAUUCUGGCAUCUGAGGCAUGAUGUUAGUGAGACCCUGCCCCUGUUCCUUUAUCCCUUUCCUCUCCUCCCCCAACAUUCACUUCUUAUCAAAGUUCCUCUGUGUAGGUGGGGUGCUGAUGGUGGAGAUAAGACCAUGUUGCAUUCUAAUUUCUUUUGAUCCUGAUUUGUGACUGUG
Messenger RNA from Thalassophryne amazonica, 1821 nucleotides. RefSeq names its product SPARC (osteonectin), cwcv and kazal like domains proteoglycan 3 (gene spock3). NCBI's taxonomy places the organism in Eukaryota, Metazoa, Chordata, Actinopteri, Batrachoidiformes, Batrachoididae. The record is from RefSeq and is a predicted model, not a curated record. Gene Ontology annotation, molecular function: protein binding; calcium ion binding. Bases 154 to 1332 code for a protein of 392 amino acids. The transcript has 12 exons.